AUGUGGCUGCUGCUGAUGCUCGAAGGGGAGCUGCUGAUGCUCGGCGACUUUGUGCUCGUCGCUCUCCUCGCCGACUUCCUCUCGCUCUACGCGGAGGCCGUCAAGGAGGGCGGCCUCGAGGCAAACGUCUCGCUCAACGGCGCAGAGAUGGCCUAG
Emiliania huxleyi CCMP1516 is the source of this 156-nucleotide messenger RNA. RefSeq lists its product as hypothetical. The coding region runs from base 1 to 156 and encodes 51 amino acids. The record is from RefSeq and is a predicted model, not a curated record. NCBI's taxonomy places the organism in Eukaryota, Haptophyta, Isochrysidales, Noelaerhabdaceae. The transcript has 2 exons.